AUGUUAUUGUUCCAAUCACCUCAUAAGCUUAUCAUUGCAGUCAUUCUUAUAUGCAUCACCCAGUCUUCCUUCACAUCCUCCAAAACGACCGUAACAUGUGUGAACGGCUUUGGUGUCCAAUCGCCUGCAACUACAGCAGGGUGCAACGACAACAAUUUUAGUAGCUGGAAUUGCCCAACGGCCAGUUGCCAAAAAGAUGGACAUCAAUGGGUUCUAAUGACAAACUGUGUUCUCGCCGGAGUCGCGGGAACAAGCAAACAACAAUGUGCCAGUUACAAUCCUGGAGCCGAUCCUACUAAAUAUGAAUGUAGAAACUCAGGCGGUCAGAGUUAUCUUUGCCCUUACACGCCGGCUAAUGUUCCUACCAUCACAUGUAAAGAUUGUACAAUGCCUCAUCCAGAGUCCAAGCCGAAACCAGUGGGUCCUAAACCCAGGAGAAAAUAG
This is a messenger RNA of Melampsora larici-populina 98AG31, 444 nucleotides long. RefSeq lists its product as uncharacterized. Lineage: Eukaryota; Fungi; Basidiomycota; Pucciniomycetes; Pucciniales; Melampsoraceae. Bases 1 to 444 code for a protein of 147 amino acids. The record is from RefSeq and is a predicted model, not a curated record. The transcript is spliced from 5 exons.